Molecule: messenger RNA, 1196 nt
Organism: Dama dama (fallow deer)
Lineage: Eukaryota; Metazoa; Chordata; Mammalia; Artiodactyla; Cervidae
Gene: C1QBP
Product: complement C1q binding protein
Exons: 6
Coding region: 107-943 (278 amino acids)
Biological process (GO): cytosolic ribosome assembly
Cellular component (GO): mitochondrial matrix
Source: RefSeq, a predicted model, not a curated record
CCGGCGGCGGUCCUAGAUCUAGGGGGCGCAGCGGCAAGGAGUUGUCCUUCUAAGCGAGAGUUGUAUUUCGCAUCUGCACGUGUUCGCCACCGCCUUCGCUGCCAAAAUGUUCCAGCUGCUGCGCGGCGUGCCCCGAGUUCUGGGUACUGCCGUCGCUGGUCUCCGCGCCGCCGCGCCCUCCCUGCCGCUGCUGCAGCCCGCGUCCCGGCCAUGCGCCCGACCCUUCGGGCUGCUCAGCGUGCGCGCGGGAUCGGUGCAGCUGCCCGGCCUUCUGAAGCCUCGGGGGCCCUGCGCUUGCGGCUGCGGCUGUAGCGGACUGCACACCGAAGGAGACAAAGCUUUCGUUGACUUCCUCAGCGAUGAGAUCAAGGAGGAAAAGAAGAUACAGAAAUAUAAGUCUCUCCCCAAAAUGUCAGGAGGUUGGGAACUGGAAGUGAAUGGGACGGAAGCCAAAUUAGUGAGGAAAGUUGCUGGAGAAAAGAUCACUGUCACUUUCAACAUUAACAAUAGCAUCCCACCAGCUUUUGGUGGUGAGGAGGAGGAACCCUCCCAAGGGCAGAAGGCUGAGGAGCAGGAGCCUGAAUUGACAUCCACUCCCAAUUUCGUGGUCGAAGUUACAAAGGAUGGCAGCAGCAAGGCCCUUGUGCUGGACUGUCACUAUCCAGAAGAUGAGAUUGGACAAGAGGAUGACCAGAGUGACAUUUUCUCCAUCAAGGAAGUGAGUUUUCAGGCCACCGGCGAGUCUGACUGGAAGGACACAAAUUACACACUCAACACAGAUUCCCUGGAUUGGGGUUUAUACGACCACCUAAUGGAUUUCCUUGCGGACCGAGGGGUGGACAACACUUUUGCCGAUGAAUUGGUGGAGCUCAGCACAGCCCUAGAGCACCAGGAGUAUAUUUCUUUCCUCGAAGACCUCAAAGGUUUUGUCAAAAGCCAGUAGAGCAGGCAACAAGGUGCUGAACACCUUUAAUUUUAGGGCAGGCUUUGGCCAGUGAACAAAACCUAACUCUGAAGUCAGACCCACAUGCUUUGAAAUGGUUUUUGGUUUUUUUUUAAAUCCCAAUAUCAUGGAAAAUAAUUCACUUUUAACUUAUUUCUGUUGUCUCUUAUUUACCAUUCAUUUAUCCUCUACAAACCCAUUAUUUCUGGAUUUUUGUAUAACAUAAUGAUGGACAAUAAAAUCUCCAAGGUGA